AUGAAUGGGCUUAGCAAAAGGGGCCAUACUGACAAGACUUUAAGUUUUCUCCGUUUAAUGGAACAAGGGAACACUAAGCCCGACGUAUAUAUCUACAGCAUUGUCAUAGAUUCCCUUUGCAAAGAUGGAAACUUAGAUGCUGCUAUCACUCUUUUGAACGAGAUGAAGCAGAGAGGCAUUCCUCCAAACAUAGUCACAUAUAAUUCAAUAAUUGAUGGUUUGUGUAGGAUUGGUCAGUGGAAAAAGGUUAAGAUUUUGUUAUCUGAGAUGUUGAACCACAAUAUUUAUCCAAAUGUGCUCACCUUCAGUAUACUUACUGAUGGACUAUGCAAAGAAGGGAAAGUUGAAGAUGCCGAGGAAGUAAUGAAACACAUGAUCGAAAAGGGUGUAGAGCCUAAUAUUAUCACCUACACUGCGAUAAUGGAUGGAUAUUGUUUGCGUGGUCAAGUGGAUAGUGCGAGGAGAAUUUUUGAUAUCAUGAUAGAUAAGGGCAUUGAGCCUGACAUUUUUAGCUAUGGCAUACUAAUAAACGGAUACUGUAAGAAAAAGAAAGUGGAUGAGGCCAUGCAAUUGUUUUGUGAAAUUUCUCAAAAGGGAUCAAAACCUAAUAUCAUUACCUACAAUACUAUCUUGCAAGGUCUGUUUGAAGUUGGAAGAACUGGUGAUGCAAAACAAAUUUACGCUGAGAUGCUAUCUGCGGGGACCAAGCCUGAUAUAUACACUCAUCUCAUUUUGCUCAAUGGUUAUUUUAAGUGCGGACUUGUUGAAGAAGCUAUGUCACUCUUUAAUAAGUUAGAAAGAAGCAGAGAAUAUACUAAUAAUGCAUUUUAUAGUGUUGUCAUUAACGGAUUGUGCAAAAAUCGUAAACUCAACGAAGCGCAUGCUGUUUUCAAGAAGCUUUCUUUCCUUGGAUUGUUUCCGGAUGUGAGAACAUACACCGAUAAAUGGAUUUUGUCUUGA
This is a messenger RNA of Solanum dulcamara, 960 nucleotides long. RefSeq names its product pentatricopeptide repeat-containing protein At3g22470, mitochondrial-like. Lineage: Eukaryota; Viridiplantae; Streptophyta; Magnoliopsida; Solanales; Solanaceae. Gene Ontology annotation, molecular function: protein binding. The record is from RefSeq and is a predicted model, not a curated record. Bases 1 to 960 code for a protein of 319 amino acids. The transcript has a single exon.